CAUUAGUCCAUCCCUAAUAAUUUUCACGUUGUUUUUUCAGCGCGUGUUUUCUUUGUGCGAAAACUCUAAAUUUGCUGAUUUCAGUGCAUUUGUGGACCAACAACAUGUCGAAGCGCCGCAUCGAAGUGGGUGAGACCUAUGGCAGCAAGCUGAAGAAAGGGAAGGAAGCGUCGGCGCCCUCGUCGUCUUCGGCAGCAGCAGCGGCUACGUCGGCGGCCGGCACAGUGGCCCAGAUCCUUGGCGGAUUCGUGCCCAGCAAGCAGCCACCGACCAUAAACCCGCUGACCAACAAGCCGUACUCAGUGCGCUACCAGAACCUCUACAAGAAGCGCAUAACCCUGCCGGUGUUUGAGUACCAGGCGGACUUCAUGCGCCUGCUGAGCCAGCACCAGUGCAUCGUGUUGGUGGGCGAGACGGGUUCGGGUAAGACCACACAGAUCCCUCAGUGGUGCGUGGACUUUGCUGUCAGCAAGGGCAGGAAGGGCGUCUCCUGCACCCAGCCCCGUAGGGUGGCUGCCAUGUCCGUGGCGCAGCGUGUCUCCGAGGAAAUGGACGUCAACCUGGGCGAAGAGGUCGGCUAUUCCAUUCGAUUUGAGGACUGCUCCUCAGCCAAGACCCUGCUGAAGUACAUGACCGACGGUAUGUUGCUCCGAGAGGCCAUGUCCGAUCCCAUGCUGGAACAGUACCAGGUAAUCCUGCUCGACGAGGCUCACGAACGUACUCUGGCCACCGAUAUCUUGAUGGGCGUGCUCAAGGAGGUGAUUCGUCAACGCAAUGACCUCAAGUUAGUUGUCAUGUCCGCCACCCUUGAUGCGGGCAAGUUCCAGCAGUACUUUGACAACGCACCGCUGAUGAACGUACCAGGACGCACACAUCCCGUGGAAAUAUUUUACACCCCUGAGCCGGAAAGAGACUACCUGGAAGCGGCCAUCCGCACUGUUAUCCAGAUUCACAUGUGCGAGGAGAUUGAAGGCGACAUUCUCAUGUUUCUUACGGGCCAGGAGGAAAUCGAGGAAGCCUGCAAGCGCAUCAAACGUGAAAUCGACAAUCUCGGUUCGGAAAUUGGAGAACUGAAAUGCAUUCCCCUGUACUCGACGCUGCCACCCAAUCUGCAGCAGCGCAUCUUCGAGUCGGCCCCGCCUCCCAACGCCAACGGCGCCAUCGGCCGUAAAGUGGUGGUGUCCACCAACAUUGCUGAAACAUCUCUGACCAUCGACGGUGUGGUGUUUGUCAUAGACCCGGGCUUUGCCAAACAGAAGGUCUAUAAUCCCAGAAUCCGUGUGGAGAGUCUCCUGGUCUCUCCCAUCUCCAAGGCCUCGGCGCAGCAGAGGGCUGGUCGUGCUGGUCGUACGCGUCCGGGCAAGUGCUUCCGUCUCUACACGGAAAAUGCUUUUAAGAAUGAGAUGCAGGACAACACGUAUCCCGAAAUUCUGCGGUCCAACUUGGGAACUGUGGUUCUUCAGCUAAAGAAACUGGGUAUCGACGAUCUGGUGCACUUCGAUUUUAUGGAUCCCCCGGCACCGGAGACCCUCAUGCGUGCCCUGGAGUUGCUCAACUACCUGGCUGCCUUGGACGAUGAUGGAAAUCUGACGGAUUUGGGCGCGGUGAUGUCCGAGUUUCCCUUGGAUCCCCAGCUGGCCAAGAUGCUGAUAGCCAGUUGUCAGCACAAUUGUUCCAACGAAAUCCUUUCUAUUACGGCGAUGCUGUCGGUGCCACAAUGCUUCGUCCGACCCAACGAGGCCAAAAAGGCGGCCGAUGAGGCCAAGAUGCGCUUUGCUCACAUCGAUGGUGAUCAUCUGACCUUGCUGAACGUCUACCACGCUUUCAAGCAGAGCAACGAAGAUGCCAAUUGGUGCUAUGAAAACUUCAUUAACUUCCGUUCACUGAAGAGUGCCGACAAUGUCCGUCAGCAGCUGGCCAGGAUCAUGGAUCGUUUCAAUCUGAGACGCACCAGCACUGAGUUCACCUCAAAGGACUACUACGUAAACAUACGAAAGGCCCUUGUCCAGGGCUUCUUCAUGCAGGUGGCUCAUCUGGAACGCACUGGACACUAUUUAACCAUAAAGGACAACCAGAACGUGCAGCUGCAUCCGUCGACUUGCUUGGACCAUAAGCCUGACUGGGUCAUUUACAAUGAGUUCGUGCUGACCACCAAAAACUAUAUUCGCACAGUGACGGACGUAAAGCCUGAGUGGCUUCUCAGUCUGGCACCGCAAUACUAUGACUUGAACAACUUCCCCCAGUGCGAGGCCAAACGCCAGCUUGAGCUGCUGCAACAACGAAUGGAGACCAAGCAGUACCAGAAGUGAUUCUAAUUUCGCCGACCGCUUAUUUAGCUCUAGGGGCGUUACUGGGAGGGGAUGAGGGGUUUGGAUGCCAGAGAUACUUUGCGGUCACUUCUAAGGAUAGAGAUGAACUGUUUUGCUUUUUAUUGUUUGCUUAAUUUAAUCCUAAGCACAUAGACACGAGCAUCUACUGAUCUUUAAUAUCCACCAGCCCCGUUUAGUUUAUAGUCAUAAUAAAGAAAAGCAUCUUUUUAUAAAAUAA
Drosophila ananassae is the source of this 2547-nucleotide messenger RNA. It is a transcript of the gene Dhx15, whose product is annotated as putative pre-mRNA-splicing factor ATP-dependent RNA helicase PRP1. The record is from RefSeq and is a predicted model, not a curated record. Gene Ontology annotation, cellular component: spliceosomal complex; intracellular anatomical structure. The transcript is spliced from 7 exons. NCBI's taxonomy places the organism in Eukaryota, Metazoa, Arthropoda, Insecta, Diptera, Drosophilidae. Gene Ontology annotation, molecular function: ATP binding; RNA helicase activity; RNA binding. The coding region runs from base 105 to 2309 and encodes 734 amino acids.